Molecule: messenger RNA, 3807 nt
Organism: Phaedon cochleariae (mustard beetle)
Lineage: Eukaryota; Metazoa; Arthropoda; Insecta; Coleoptera; Chrysomelidae
Source: the annotation of a GenBank genome assembly
AUCGGUCGCAUUCGAAGUUUUUAAUACGGGUAUAUCUACAUUCACAUCAUAUAUCCAGAUUUUCGCGAGGAUGUAGUUCGUUGAAUUUUUCUAUUGUGUUGUGGACUUUUUUUGAUGGACAUUUUUGGGUGAAGAAGACUUUUCUUGUGUUUUCUGUCUCGAUGCAUUUGUAUCGUACUUCUACGCGGUACCCGCGGUUAUGGUGGCCUUUUGAUCUGACCAAUUCAUUCAAUCAUACUUAAACCGGAAUAUGGGAAUUUGUCUGGAUACAGAACAGAAUGAUGGUUCCCAAGCGUUCGAAGAAGGCAAUGAAACGUGGGCAAAUACCCCAAGGGGUGCCAACGUUGCUACACCUCCAGCUGGAAAAUUCCCCAACCAUAAUGGAACUGACAUACAUUUCGAAGCACCGAAGGUCCCUGUUAUAUUCGUUCUUGGUGGUCCUGGAAGUGGUAAGGUGACUCAUUGCGACAACUUGAUGCAAGAAAAAAGAGGGGUGACUCACAUCAAUAUGACGGACCUUCUACAACAGUACGCCAUAGGAAAUGACAUGCAGGAUUUUGGUAUGCUAUCUAGCAAGACUGUCACCGAAGUUCUGAUGUUGGAAAUGAAGAUGUGCCCGAAUGCCAAAACAUAUCUUGUAUCAGGGUACCCUAGGAAUAUGCGUGAUGUCGUCGAGUAUUCAGAUAAGAUUCAGAUGGUCCAAGGUGUCAUUCUAAUAUCCUGGAGGCAGAAAGUUUUAGAGAGACAAAUAGAUUAUGGUGCCAAAUUAGGUCAAGUUGUUUUAUCUUUAGCUCGUAUGGAACUCAAUAAUUUUUACAAGAACGUGAUACCUGUAGCAGAAUAUUUCGAUCAGAGCAAUAUGUUGAUUUCGAUAAACGGUGAACGUGCCCCGAGUGACGUCUAUACAGAUUUUCGAAGUGCAGUUUUUCGAAUUUUGGGAUCACAAGACAACCCUCCUGUAUUUGCUAACGGAAAAGUAGUCCCUGUGCCAGAUGACGUCACAACUGAACUUCCACUAGUGUCCACGCUACCCCCCUCUCAACUUUCGACUCAACCAGCCAGGUCCGAGCCAGACCGACUCGUCAUCUCGCCCCCGCGGCCUCGCACCCAAGUGAUCUCCGUCAACGCCAAUCGCCCCCACUCCCAAUCCCCCACCAAGCCCUCGUACCCCCCGGUGCUGUGGGUGCUGGGCGGUCCGGGCAGCAACAAGGCCGCCCUGUGCUCCUCUGCAGCCGCGGAAACGGGCUGGCACCACUUCAGCCUGGGCAGCACUCUGAGGGCUGCAGCAGACGGGGCUGGCAUCAGGCCCAGCCCGGAGAUCGCCAGGUUAAAGGAGAGCAUCAGCAAGGGGGAGAUGGUGCAGCAGGGCACGGUGAUGAGGUAUCUGGAGUCGCAUAUGAGGGACAAUAUGGGCAAACAGGGAAUUAUUCUGGAUGGGUUCCCGAGGGAUAUGGAGCAAGUGAGCGAGUUCGAGAGCAAGUUCAAACAGAAACCAACUGUCAUCCUCCUAGACUGCUCCAAGCUUCAACUAGGCAGAGGCAGAUUGGACGACAGUGUGACAGCCUUCAGAAGAAGACUAGAAAUCUUCAGACAAUCUUCAUUGCCGAUGUUAAAAGCUAUGGACAGCAUUGGGAGACUGACGAUUGUGGAUGGAGAUACAGAUACACUACCAGUUCAAGAAGACUUCAAAGCAGUCGUCAGAGAACACAUUAACUACAUAAAUUCUGAGCUAGGAACAGCUCCAGCAACUCUGCAAAACGGUUACAUAGCUAAUGGUAACAUACCAAAUGGCAACAUACCAAAUGGCAACAUACCAAAUGGUAACGUUUCAAAUGGUAAUGUAUUGAAUGGCCACUUAUCUAACGGCCACGGUAUACCAAAUGGCAAUGGCUACACGAACGGUUAUGCCAACGGGCAUUUACCAAAUGGUAAAGUGCCGAACGACACCCUUUUACAAGACCUAGAAGAUGAACCCAUAGAGACAAUAAGUAAGAGAGUGGCGAACGGUGGUACGCAUAUGACCAACGGCCAUGUGAUGGCCCCUGGGAUGACCAAUGGUUUCGUUUCGAAUGGUUUGCCAACGUAUAGCCAAGUGAAUAUGGAUGGGCAUAUCUGAAGUUAUGCGAAGGUGCAGUUAAACAAUGUGAUAGAAAUGGUGCGGUUAAGAUUAGGAUGAUAUUAGUGCCUUAGGAAUGUUAAUGCGCUGAUCGAAUCAGGUUGGCUGAUUUUUUGGUCAUCAGCAUCAUGAUGUCAAAGAAAUGGAUUACUGAGAUGUUUGACUAUUCAUAGCUUACUGUUAUUGUUUCUUCAUAGGUCUAUUUAAACGAAGAAAUCGAUGUGUUGCUUUGCCAAAGAUGAUUGUCACAACAAUAUACAGUGUGACCCACUUCUAAUGGAAACACUGCUGUAUCUAACGUAAUCGUUGGGUAAGGAUCCUGAAAUUUGCUGGAGCGAGAGAUAUAUCAAGAAUUCACUCUAUGACUAAGUGGGGUCAUCUUCAGUGAUAUACACUGCUCGCCAACAGUCAUGGAACCACCCCAAUUUCCGGAAAAUGAUAUUAGGAGUCAAAAUAGGUUGAAAAUCACUUCGAAUUCGGAAUCAGGACGCCCAAUUCACUAACUAUUCAUAGUUUUCCUAUGAAAUUUUCAGUUCAGAAAAAUUAAAUUUUGUCUCACUUCUCAUGGAAGCACCCCCGUAUCUCACGUAAUUAUUGAGGUAGGGUUCUGAAAUUUGCAGGAGGAAGUGAAAGUCCAGAGAUAAAGUCAGUUACGUAAGAUACAGGGGUGCUUCCGUAAAAAUUGCGACAAAAUUUAAUUCUUCAGAACUGAACAUUUUCGAGGAAAAAUAUUGAUAGUUUGUCAUUUGGGCGUCCUGAUAACGUAUCUUAAGUGAUUUUUGACCUAUUUUGACUCCUGGAAAUUUGGCUGGUUCCAUGGCUGUUGGCGAGCAGUGUAUAUCACUGAAGAUGACCCCACUUGGUCAUAGAGUGCAUUUUUGGUAUAUCUCUCGCUCCAGCAAAUUUCAGGAUCCUUACCCAACGAUUACGUAAGAUACAAGGGGGGGUUCCAUCAGAAGCGGGUCACACUGUAUGACAGCAUUAAUCAAAAAUUUUGUUAGAAAAAUUGAACGUUUUUUUCAGAGGUAUUAUACAAAAUGAACUAAUGACCAUAGAGCUUUUAUAACUUUCAUUAUUGAACAUUUUGCUCUCUGUGGGUCCAACAGUAUUCUAGGUUAACUCAUUGGUUAAGUAUUAUAUUGAGUAGGAUUUAGUCAUGAAGAUAUUAUAUUUACUAUUAAGACAAAUAUUAUUUUAAAGUAGUGUAUACAAACCGCUGGUCGGUUGUUUUUGUUCAUUGUUUCUAUGUUAUACCAUAUGGUGAAUAAGUGGCAAAUAAUCGUAAAUAUGCACUUGCAGGUUUGUAGACGACAGUAAUUUUUAAUGGAAGCUAUUUUGUAGUUUUGUAUAUGAGUAGUUGUAUGAUUGCAAACAUAAUCAGAGAAAUUAUAUAGUCACCUGUACAUCUCGAAUUUUGUUGUAAUUUCUUGUGGACAAUUGUGAUAUAUUACAAAAGUGCAAGAGUGCAGGAUAAAGGAUGUGAAAUGCCUUGAAAACUGGGAUUAGAUACCUACACCUUAUAUACAUAAAUAUUCACUGAUACUGUUGAAAUAAUGCAUUAUGCAAAAGAAUAAUGAAAUUCACAUUUGUUCAGAAAUUGUUUAGGUAGGUAUCACUACUAGAGCUAGUGGCAUUGAUUUAGGUAUUAUCUCUGUAAGGAUAUUUUUUUAUAUGUAAAAUGAUAAAAUAAA